AUGUCAUACAAAACUAAAGAAGAUACUAAUGAUACCAAAAAAGGAGACAAUGCCAAAGACGAAGAUGAUGAUGACAAUGACGAAAUUGAUAAAGAAAUAUCAUACGAAAAUGACCACAAAAGUGGCGAAAUUGAUGAUAAUUUAUUAAAUUUAAUAAUCCAAACAAAUGCCAAACUUAAAGAGUUUGUCAAUUUAAAUAAUCAAUGGGAUACUGAAAUGGACCAUUAUCCUGCUCAAGGAGAACCAAACUUACGAAUAUUGAAAAAUUUACAACACAUAAAGGUAAAUAAUAAGUUUUGGAUUAAUAAUGUCAAUGAAUUUUGCAAUUCUAGCAUUUUUUUGACAAAUGAUGGUGGUAAAUCAUCUCAACAUUUGCUUAGUUAUAUUUUGGAUGGUAAUACGACUUUAAAAGAAAAUAACGCACAGACAGCAGAUCACUCGCUCAGUUAUAUUUUAAAUAAUGAUCAAGAAGAGUCGCUAGUUUCAACAAGUAGUUAUUGGACUAAAGAAUUAGGAGAAAGCAGUAAAAAUUCAUAUAAUACAGGUGCAAUGAUUUAUUAUUAUGAUUCGAGUAAAGAACAUGAAACUGAAAUAAAAGCCGCUUGUUCCAAACUGUCAAAGAAUAUCUUUAACAUUUAUGAAACUUCAUUGGAACAAGAAGUACAAGCAGACUAUAUGAGAAAAGAUCAAUUUCUUCAAACCAAUAAUUUAGUUAGUGCUGAUGAAGGAAGAAGAUUAUAUAAAGAAUAUAAAGAAAAAUGUAAAAAAGAAAGGUAUGAAUAUUUAAGAAAUUUAUAUAUUGGCACGAAUAGAAGAAAUGAUUUAUUAGAAAAUGAAAUUAAUGAUGAGAAGGAUGAAGAGGAUGAGGAGAGUGAGGAGGAUGAGGAGGAUGAGAAAAGGAUAGAUUUAUUAUUUUAA
This is a messenger RNA of Rhizophagus irregularis DAOM 181602=DAOM 197198, 918 nucleotides long. Lineage: Eukaryota; Fungi; Glomeromycota; Glomeromycetes; Glomerales; Glomeraceae. The record is from RefSeq and is a predicted model, not a curated record.